GACCUCGGCCUUCACCCUGCCUUGUGUAGCUGGAUCCUGGAUUUCCUGUCAGAUAGCCGGCAGGUGUCUCCGGCUGGACGGUGUUAUCCUCUCCGCUCAGAGUUGAAGUAGGUCGGCUGUGUUAUCGGGAAAGACUUUCGUCUCUUCCGUCGGGAUCACUGUCUGCGGGCCGAAGAUAUCACUUUCCCAUCGACCUGCAGUGAGAGAUUUAUUGGAAGAAAACCCACGACUGAAGACAAGGGAACAGCAACAUGUGAACCAGCCCGAGGAUUGAGAGCAUCAACUGGAGAGGACCCAUCUGACUCGGAGAUUCCAGUGAUUCAGUCAGGAGAAAGUUGUGUUAAAAACAAGAAGGAAUUUGUCUCCAGGAAGUUCAAACAUGGCACACCAGUUUUGUUGUCUCUGUCUAGAUAUUUAAGGAGCAAGGGAUUCAAUCGACCAUCCUUCCUGCUCAACUGUGGGGAGGGAUUUAUUCGGUCAUUUGACCAACUGGCAACCCGUCAUUUUACACAGGAGAAAGGCUGUUCACCCGUUCAGACAGUGGGAAUGGAUUCAGUCGGUUAUCACAAUUGAAGGUACAUCAGUAAUUUCACACUGGGCAAGGCCAUUCACCUGUUCUGUGUGUGAGAAGGCGUUCAGUCGGUCAUCCCACCUGUUGACACACCAGUCAGUUCACACUGGGCAGAGGCUGGUCAUCUGCUGAACAUCUGGGAAAGGAUUCACUCACUCUUCUGAUCUAAUGGCACACCAGCGUGUUCACAUUGGGGAGAAGCCAUUCACCUGCUCAGUCUGUGGGAAGGGAUUCACUCAGCCAUCCACCCUACAGAGUCACCAGCGAGUUCACACUGGAGAGAGGCCUUUCACCUGCGCAGAAUGUGGGAAGGGAUUCACUAAGUCAUCCACCUUACUGGUACAUCAGCGAGUUCACACUGGGGAGAAGCCAUUCAGCUGCUCAGUCUGUGGGAAGAGAUUCACUCAGUCAUCCCACCUACAGAGUCAUCAGCGAGUUUACACCGGGGAGGGGCCGUUCACCUGCUCAGAAUGUGGGAAGAGAUUCACUUAUUCAUCCACCCUACAGAGUCAUCAGCGAGUUCACACUGGGGAGAAGCCGUUCACCUGCUCAGAAUGUGGGAAGAGAUUCACUUAUUCAUCCACCCUACAGAGUCAUCAGCGAGUUCACACUGGGGAAAAGCCGUUCACCUGCUCAGUCUGUGGGAAGGGAUUCACUCAGUCAACCCACUUACAGAGACACCAGCGAGUUCACACUGGGGAGAAGCCGUUUACCUGCUCAGAAUGUGGGAAAAGAUUCACUGAUUCAUCCGCACUACAGAAGCAUCAGCGAUUUCACACUGGGGAGAAACCGUUCACCUGCUCAGAAUGUGGGAAGAGAUUCACUGAUUCAUCCACCCUACGGAAGCAUCAGCGAGUUCACACUGGGGAGAAGCCGUUUACCUGCUUAGAAUGUGGGAAGAGAUUCACUCAGUUAUUCAAUCUACAGAGACAUCAUCGAGUUCACACUGGGGAGAAGCCUUUCACAUGCUCAGUCUGUGGGAAGAGAUUCACUGAUCUAUCCACCCUACUGAGGCAUCAGCGAGUUCACACUGGAGAGAGGCCGUUCACCUGCUCAGAGUGUGGGAAGGGAUUCACUCGGUCAUCCCACCUACUGGCACACCAGCAAGUUCACAUUGGGGAGAAGCCAUUCACCUGCUCAGUCUGUGGGAAGGGAUUCACUCAGUCAUCCAAUCUACAGAGACAUCAUCGAGUUCAUACUGGGGAGAAGCCAUUCAUCUGCACAGUCUGUGGGAAGCGAUUCACUGAUCCAUCCACCCUACUGAGUCAUCAACGAGUUCACACUGGGGAGAAGCCGUUCAUCUGCUCAGAAUGUGGGAAGAGAUUCACUGAUUCAUCCACCCUACGGAAUCAUCAGCGAGUUCACACUGGGGAGAAGCCAUUCACCUGCUCAGUCUGUGGGAAGGGAUUCACUCAGUCAUCCCACCUACAGAGACACCAGCGAGUUCACACUGGGGAGAAGCCGUUCACCUGCUCAGAAUGUGGGAAGAGAUUCACUGAUUCAUCCGCCCUACUUUGUCAUCAGCGAGUUCACACUGGGGAGAAGCCGUUCACCUGCUCAGAAUGUGGGAAGAGAUUCACUGAUACAUCCACCCUACGGAAGCAUCAGCGAAUUCACACUGGGGAGAAGCCGUUUAACUGUUCAGAAUGUGGGAAGAGAUUCACUCAGUUAUCCAAUCUACAGAGACAUCAUCGAGUUCACACUGGGGAGAAGCCGUUCACGUGCUCAGUCUGUGGGAAGAGAUUCACUGAUCUAUCCACCCUACUGAGUUAUCAGCGAGUUCACACUGGAGAGAGGCCGUUCACCUGCUCAGAGUGUGGGAAGGGAUUCACUCAGUCAUCCCAACUACUGGAACACGUCAAUUCAUAGUGGGGAGUGGCCGUUGUUAUGAAUCCCUAGGUUUCGUUUGCUGUGGACUGUCAUUUUAAGAGAGAGAAAUUAAGAAGUCUGACUUGCAGCUUGUUUACAUUGCUCGCAGCUUGUUUCGUUUUAACCGAGGACACAGACACUCAGAGUCAGACGGAGACGGAUGAAAAAUGAAAGGAUUGAAACCAGGGAAAUAGUGGCCAAAGGUCACUGUUUAGAACAUUCCUAUGCCCACAAGGGUGGGUUAAUUAUCCAUUCGCCGUACAUCGAAUGUGUGGUUGUCACCUCAUUUAACCCAUAGGAGUGGAUCUGAUUUGGGAUAUCCUGUUUAGACCACUUAGUGUUAACCCUUGCCUGUGUGUGAUGUGGUCAUUCAUUUGAAGAUGAUACCCCUCAUGACAAGUCACAUUCACUGAUAAUUCGUAUGUAGAUUUGUAAAGAUGAUGGAUAAAAUCUACAGCAACUGUUCUCUCAUUUUAACACUGUGGAACCUGCAGAACAGACAGACAGACUGACGUACUUUAUUGAUCCUGAGGAAAAUUGAGUUUCGUUACAGCCGCACCAUCCAAGAUAGUGUAGAAAUAUAGCAAUAUGAAACCAUCAAUAAUUAAAUAAUAAUAAGUUAAUCUUUGCAAGUGGAAAUAAGUCCAGGACCAGCAUAUUGGCUCAGGGUGUCUGACACUCCGAGGGAAGAUUUGAAAAGUUUGAUGGCCACAGGCAGGAAUGCCUUCCUGUGAUGCUCAGUGUUACAUCUCGGUGGAAUGAGUCUCUGGCUGAAUGUAUUCCUGUGCCUAACCAGUACUUUAUGGAGCGGAUGGGAGUCAUUGUCUAAGAUGGCAUGCAACUUGGACAGCAUUCUCUUUUCUGACAUCACUGUCAGAGUGUCCAGUUCCACCCCCACAACAUCACUGCCCUUACGAAUGAGUUUGUUGAUUCUGUUGGUGUCUGCUACCCUCAACCUUCUUUCCCAGCACACAACAGCAAACAUGAUAGCACUGGUCACCACAGCCUCGUAGAACAUCCUCACCAUCGUCUGGCAGAUGUCAAAGGACCUCAGUCUCCUCAGGAAAUAGAGUCGGCUCUGACCCUUCUUGUUAACAGCCUGAGUGUUCUCUGAGCAGUCCAGUUUAUUGUCAAUUCGUAUCCGCAGAUAUUUUUAAUCCUCCACCAUGUCCACACUGAUGCCUUGGAUGGAAACAGGGGUCACCGGUGCCUUAGCCCUCCUCAGGUCCACCACCAGCUCCUUAGUCUUUUUCACAUUAAGCUGCAGAUGAUUCUGCUCGUACCAUCUGACAAAGAUUUCCACCAUAGCUCUGCACGCAGCCUCAUCUCCCUUGCUGUUCGACAUAACUGCCUUCUCUUGACAUUUACCCUAAUUUACAAAUAUCUCUCCCAUCACCUAUUUUGUGGAUAAACUGAACUUUCAUACCUUACCAUCUGAAGACUCCAAGCCUUGUUUCCCCUGAGCUCAAUAGUUUGGGAGUUAAAUUUACACACAUAUAUACACAUAACACUGUUAAUUUUCGUUUAACUUGCUUAAGUUACUAUAUUAUAAGUGGAUACUAAUAAGCAUUGUGGUUUUCACAUCAAAAACAGAUUCCAGUAGUAGUCUGUUGCUGCUGGUUCGUUUCUGAAGCGUUACGGUUCGCCUGCAUCUGGGAUAUGAUCAAAUUUGAGGAUUGAUUAAUUAUCAAUUUCAUUGGGGAAAACUCUUUUGAUUUAUUUCUGUUUGGGAAAUUUGCAGCAAUGGAUGUUGAUCGAUGUCAGGAAGCGCCAACCUCUGAGGCAUUAGAGGACGCCAGAAGGGUUGAGUUGUUGAGUAUUGCUGAAAGGUUAAAACUUGUUAAGGUGAAAUUGACAAUGAGGAGGGCACAGAUGCAGAGGGUGAUAGCUGAACAUUAUGUAUCUGAGGGUGUGUUUAAAGUGGAGGAGUUGGAGGUGUUUCCUGAAAGUAAACCUCGUGAGCUUGAGCUCCAGUACAAGUGAGAAAAAUUAAAGAUUGAGGCUGCGGAAAGGCAGAGGCAGUUUGAGGCUAGAGAGGCAGAAAAACAGACAGAAAAUUGUCUCAUAAAGUGUGAUAAAGGGAAAGGCUUAGCAUGCCUAUACUGCUUUGCCAGUUGAUGAAGCAGCUGAUUUUUUAUACUGCACCAAUCAUCGCCACUGGGCUAUAAACGUGCAGGAGCAGUGUGUGGUUCAGUGCUUUGCUCAAAAACACUCACACUGCCUCGGCUGAGGCUCGAAAACAUGACCUUCAGAUCACUAGUUCAACACCCUAACCAGCUGGCCACGCACCACACAUUAUGACAUAGUGAAACAGGCUGUGCUCAAAGCUUAUGAGUUGGUCCCAGAAGCAUAAAGGCAAAAGUUUAGAAAUUUGAAGAAACCUGUGAACCAGACUUAUAUGAAAUUUGCUUAUGAGUAAUUUGAGUGUAUUGCCCGCUGGUGCACAUAUAAAAAUGUAAAUGAUGAUUUUAACAGCUUGAACGAGUUGGUUUUAACUGAAGAAUUCAAUAAGUGUGUCCCUGAUGACAUAAAGACAUAUUUAGAUGGAAAUGAUGCUGCCACUAUGCAGGAGUCUGCUAGAUUAGCAGAUCAGUUUGCUUCAACUCAUAAGCGUAUGGUUACCCUGAAUAAGAGUUUCGAAAAGAGUAGCAGGGAUGACCAGGGUAAACCAGAAAUUAAUGCUGGGAUUUGUCACACUUGUCAAGUUUUGGCUAAACCUCAUCAGGUCACCCCAGUGGCCCCACUGUGGUCUAUACCUGCAUUCUGUGAACCCUUUUCUAAAGUUAUAGAGAAUUAUGUUGGCCCAUUGCCAAAGACUAAAGCUGGCCAUCAGUAUCUGCUAACUAUUAUGUGUACUGCGUCCAGAUUCCCAGAGACAAUACCGCUCAGAAAUAUUAAAGAUAAAACUGUGUCGAAGGCUCUUACUGAGUUUUUUUUUACUUUAUUUGAUUUGCCUCAAGAAAUCCAGUCUGAUCAAGGAAGUAAUUUUACAACUGGGUUAUUCCAGCAGGUAGUUUAUGAACUGGGAGCAAAACAAAUUACAUCGUCUACAUACCAUCCGGAAUCACAAGGGGCUUUAGAAAGAUUUCACUCUACCCGCAAAACAAUGAUUAAGACAUACUGUGUUGAAAAUGGAAACGACUAGGAUGAAGGAAUACAUUUGCUUUUGUUCGCAGUAAGAGAGUCGGUUCGGGAAUCAUUGGGCUUUACUCCAUUUGAACUCGUAUUUGGACGCAGAGUGAGGUGACCUUUGACCUUGUAAAAGGAGCGGUGGAUUGAUGGGGAUGUACAUGUUAACUUGUUAGACUAUGUUUUAAAUUUCAAAAAUAAACUUCACCAAUUCUGUGGUCUAGCGAGACAAAACUUAAAGAUUUCUCAAAACAAAAUGAAGUGUUGGUUUGAUAAGCAGGGUUGUGAAAGAAAAUACCGGGUGGGGGAUAAGGUGCUUGCCUUAUGUUGGCGAAUCCACUUCAGGUGAAAUUCAAUAGACCGUAUGAAAUAGUCUCUCAAAUUAAUGAUGUGAAUUAUGUUAUUACAACACACAACCUACGUAAACUAACACAACUGGCACACAUAAAUAUGAUAAAGCCUUGUUUUGACAUCAGGCACCAUCUGUGAGUGUUGUUGUCAAAACAUAUGAAUCUGGCAACCCUGAGCUUGAAACAAUUGACUCGUCUGAGACUUUUCACAAGCCAAACGUGGUCCCAGUUAGGCUAAUGAACUCCGUUGUCCAGAAAACAUUGAUAACAAGUCGGCUCAUCUGCAGCCAAAGCAACAACAACAGCUGAAGGAAUUAAUUCUGAAGUUUAAAGAUUUCUUUCCUGAUGUUCGCAAGCAAACCACGGUCUCAUUACGUGAUGCAGAUAUUGGUCAAGCCAAACCGAUUAAACAACACCCAUAUCGCAUGAACGUAGCGAAUGUAAAUUGGCUGAGCAAUUGUUGUAAGCGUGGAAACAGAUUCAGUAGGUCUCAGGGGCACAGAUUAGGGGAAGGUAAAUGAAGUAACAAAAACAGAUGCCUAUCCUAUCGCUAGGAUAGAUGAUUGCAUCGAUAAAGUUGGAAUAGCUAAUUUCUUACAAAGAUUGAUCUGUUGACAGGGUAUUGGUGUGUUCCAUUGACGGACAGACAUAGAGAAAUUUCUGCCUUUGCGACACCAUCUCGGUUGUAUGAAUACAAUGUUUUGCCUUUUGGAAAGAAAAAUGCUCCAGGAACAUCCCAGAGAAAGACUGAUUUUGAAAUUCGAGGGUUAGAACACACAGAUGCCUAUAUUGAUGACUUAGUCACAGGGAGUGACACUUGGGAAGAGCAUAUCUCUGAUUGGUAAGAAGGCUCUUAGAAGGUUUCUGGGAAUGGAUGGAUAUUAUCGUAAGUUCUGUAAGAACUUUCCUGCUCUCGCUCUUCCUCUGACUAAUCUCCUGAAGAUGGGUGAAAAGUAUGUUUGGACCGAACCUUGUCAGGAGACAUUUGAUCGAUUGAAAGAUAUUAUUUGAGAUUAGGCCAAUCAAUGUAGUAUUCUCAGCAAAUUUAAUUAGCAGAUUGGAGCUGUGGGUGGCAACACAAGUCAUGGGUGCACAGAGAGUAAAGGAGAGGGCCAAAGUGACAACCCUGUGGGGUAUGUGUGCUGAGGGUCAGAGAGACAGAGGAGAUGGAGCCCACUCUUACCACCUGCUGGUGAUCUGACAGGAAGUCCAGGAUCCAGCUACACAAGGCAGGGUGAAGGCCGAGGUCUCUGAGCUCCUUGUCGAUACUUAAUGCCUUUGUAUGGCUACUGCUCUGCCCAUGACUGCAAGGAACUGCAGAGAACUUUGGAGAGCAGAGAACAUCAGAGAAACAAGCCUCCACUCCAUGGACUCUCCCUACACUUCCCCUCCCUCGGAAAAGCAGGCCAUGUACACAAAGAACCUCAUAACCUGGACAUUCUUGCUGCAAACCCGCUCCCACAUUGGCGGAGAGAUACAAAAGCCUUAAAGUGCGUAACACCAGGCUGAAGGAUGGCUUCCUGUCUGCAGUUAUAAGCCAAAUGAAUGAUAAAAUGGACUCGGCCUCACAAUGUAACUCGACGUGACCCUGCACCAUAUGUCUAUCUGCACUGCACUUUCUCUGCAGCCAUAAUACUUUGUUACAGUUAUUUUUUUGUUGUCUAUGAGCUCAAUGUACUGUUGUAAUGUAUCGAUCUGUGUGGAUGGUUCAUCAGGCAAGAUUUUCACUGUAGCUCAGUACGUGAUGAUAAUAAACAAAUACACCACUUUAAUUGUGUGGAAAUAUUAGACAGACUGAGCUUCUGCUCCGGAACCACAGAAGGAAACUGACCAGUUGUCAUUUCUGUGGAAAGCAAAUAUAUGGAAAAUGCUUCAAUCUCACAUUACGAUCUGCGGUAACUGGGAUCAGGUGACUGGCGGUGGGUCUCCCAUAUCAAUAUCAGAAUCAAGUUUAAUAGCACCAGCAUAUGCCAUGAAAUUCGUUGUCUCUGCGGUAGCAGUAGAACCUAAUUAACAAAAGAUCUUAACAAUUGUGACUUAAAGUAAGUAUAUAUAUAUAGUACAAAAAUAUUAAAAAAAAUGUAAUAAGCUAUUCUAAUUGUGUAAAUGUAAUAAUCUAAUUUAAUUGUGUGGAGCUAUUUGAUCCGGAUCUCACUGCGUUCUCUGAAAGUGACAAAGGUGAAGCUACAUGUACACGUAGAGCAGUGACCCGCAAAUGCUGCAGAUCUGCAGAAAAACGUGAACAGGAAACGGGAUCAGGUGACGGGUGGAGGGUCUCCCUCCUGAACUGGUGACUCUGCUCCUCGGCCCUAACAUGCUGCCCGACCCAUCCGCCGCAUUCUCCACAUUAUUCCAUAUUUACACCAGAUACAUGUCUACUUUUCCACACCAUAUCUACCCCGAUCCCUUUCCCUCCACCCCCAGGUCACAGAGUCACGGGCUCGAUUCCCAUCCCCUUUUUCAGAGACUGGGUCACUGGUUCAACCGGUAAUGAUGUUCUGCAUUUCAAUGUGUUCACCUCUCAGUCCUCGAUUCUCUAAAUGACAUUUAGAGUUACCACAUUUGAUCUUUCUUCAGGUUAUGACCCCACCUCUCCAGGGAUCAGUCAAGUGAAUCUUCAUUGCACUCUCUAUAACAAAUACUCUCUAACCUCAUUGUUUAUGGAAUUAAUUUCCAUCUUCUGCAGCCCCGUGUUGCCCCAACCACUGAGCUCCCACCCCUGUCACUAUUUUCACCUUCCACCUCCCCCCUAACCUGAAUCCACCUCUCACUCCCCAGCUCAUGCCCCAUCCCUACCCCUCACCUCUUUUCUCUGACUAUUUCCCCUCCACUCUCAGUCCAGAGGGAGGGUCUCGGCCCGAAAUGUUUACGGUCCAUCUCCCUCCACAGAUGCUGCCCGACCCACUGAGUUCCUCCGGCAGUUUGCUCUUUGGUCUGUAUAACCCGUGUUAAUAUGGGGAGCGGGAUUUUACACCAUAUUGCAGGGUUAGGGUUAAUGGACUUUUCGGUGAGACAACAACAUUAAUCACGGCUUUCAUCACUGAAUCCAGUGUUGUGGGAUGUAAAGUCCCCUGUUAUGUGUCCGGCUGUGCUAUGUUGUUGGUGAAGUGGGCAGCGUGGCGUUUCUCUCGAUUCGGGUCACAACACUAGAAUUGCCAGCGGGAUCCACACACAGUGUGUUAGUCAGCAGAAAACCUUUCGUCCCUGCAGUCUUUGUCUCCUGGUAAACUCGACACCCUGACAAUGUGGACCAUAGAUACCCCUUCCUCUCAGAGUCAGGGGAUCACUCAGACAGCUGAUCGCUGAGAGGAAUUAUAUUUAUUGGUCAUUAAAGUUCACCCAGAUUCGUUUGGACGGAUUUCAUGUGGAGUUCGGGGUGUCACAGUGAAAGG
Messenger RNA from Hypanus sabinus (Atlantic stingray), 9311 nucleotides. Its product is annotated as gastrula zinc finger protein XlCGF26.1-like. The record is from RefSeq and is a predicted model, not a curated record. Bases 740 to 2440 code for a protein of 566 amino acids. Gene Ontology annotation, biological process: negative regulation of transcription by RNA polymerase II. Gene Ontology annotation, molecular function: DNA-binding transcription repressor activity, RNA polymerase II-specific. The transcript has 4 exons. NCBI's taxonomy places the organism in Eukaryota, Metazoa, Chordata, Chondrichthyes, Myliobatiformes, Dasyatidae.